Solanum dulcamara is the source of this 1287-nucleotide messenger RNA. RefSeq names its product putative pentatricopeptide repeat-containing protein At1g12700, mitochondrial. The record is from RefSeq and is a predicted model, not a curated record. Gene Ontology annotation, molecular function: protein binding. The transcript has 3 exons. Bases 1 to 1287 code for a protein of 428 amino acids. NCBI's taxonomy places the organism in Eukaryota, Viridiplantae, Streptophyta, Magnoliopsida, Solanales, Solanaceae.
AUGAACACUACACAAUUGUUGUACCUUCCUGCAUUUUCUGGUCUAUUUGGAUGGAGAGGAAUGUUAGAUGUUUCAUUGACUAGAGAAGCAAGAAUAAAAAGCUAUUGCCUGAUGCAUCGUGCUGAUUGUGGGUUUCUGGUGUUACCCAUUUACCUCAAGAAGGGUAUUCCAUUUGAUAUCGUCACCUUUAACACCCUAAUAAGGGGAAUAUUUACUGAAAAUAAGGUCAAGGAUGUUGUUGAAUUGUUCAAAAAGUUGGUGAGAGAGAAUAUUUGUGAGCCCAACCAAGUCACAUAUGCAACUGUAAUGAAUGGGCUCAGCAAAAGGGGGUAUACUCAGAAGACUUUAAGUUUGCUACGGUUAAUGGAACAGGGGAACACUAAUCCCAACAUAAUUAACUACAACAUUGUCAUAGAUUCCCUUUGCAAAGAUGGGAACUUAGAUGCUGCUAUCAACCUUAUGAACGAGAUGAAGCAGAACGGCAUUCUUCCAAACAUAGUCACGUAUAAUUCAUUGAUUGAUGGUUUGAGUAAGCUUGGUCAGUGGGAAAAGGUUAAGACAAUGUUCUAUGAGAUGGUCCUGAACCUUAAUAUUUAUUUAAAUGUGUGCACCUUCAACAUAGUGAUAGAUGGACUAUGUAAAGAAGGGAAAGUCGCAGAUGCCGAAGAUGUAAUGGGACACAUGGUCGAAAAAGGUGUAGAGCCCGAUAUAUUCACCUACAAUGCGAUGAUGGAUGGAUAUUGUUUGUGUGGUCAACUUGAUGGAGCGAGGAGAAUUUUUGAUAUUAUGAUAGAUAAGAACAUUGAGCCCGACAAUAUUAGCUAUAGCAUACUAAUAAAUGGAUACUGUAUGAAAAAGAAAGUUGAUGAAUGCAAUUGUUUCAUGAAAUUUGUCAAAACGGAUCAAAGUCUGAUAUUGUUACCGACAGUACUAUCUUGCAAGUACGGACUUGUUGAAGAAGCUAUGUCACUCUUUAUAAAGUUGGAAAGAAAGAGAGAAGGUACUAUUGCAUUUUACAAUGCUGUCAUUAAUGGAUUGUGCAAAAAUGGUAAACUCGACGAAGCUCAUGUUGUUUUUGAGAAGCUUUCUUUCAUUGGAUUGCUUCCGAAUGUGAGAACAUACACUGUAAUGAUAAAUGGAUUUUGUCUUAAAGGGUUGUUUGAUGAAGCUAAAGAUAUUCUUAGAAAAUGGAAGACAAAGGUUGCUUUCCAAACAAUGUCACAUACAAUUUUAUUGUCCAAGUAUUUCUCAGGCGCAACAAAAUUAGUGAAAUGGCAUUUUUCAUGA